This is a messenger RNA of Pyrus x bretschneideri (Chinese white pear), 1915 nucleotides long. Its product is annotated as chaperonin CPN60-2, mitochondrial. The transcript is spliced from 18 exons. The record is from RefSeq and is a predicted model, not a curated record. Gene Ontology annotation, molecular function: ATP binding; ATP-dependent protein folding chaperone. Bases 110 to 1846 code for a protein of 578 amino acids. NCBI's taxonomy places the organism in Eukaryota, Viridiplantae, Streptophyta, Magnoliopsida, Rosales, Rosaceae. Gene Ontology annotation, cellular component: mitochondrion; cytosol. Gene Ontology annotation, biological process: protein refolding.
GCUGAUUCUAGACUCUUCCUCGCCCAAGUGAUAAAAGUACAUACACUACACUACCCUCACAAUCUCUUUCUGACAAUCUCUCUAACUCUGCCACCUCGGACUUCUCAGUAUGUACCGCUUUGCUUCAAGCCUGGCUUCCAAAGCUCGGGUUGCCAGGAACUGUACCAAGCAGAUUGGUGGUAGGCUGAGUUGGAGCAGAAACUAUGCAGCCAAAGACAUUAAAUUCGGGGUGGAGGCCCGAGCCCUCAUGCUCAGUGGUGUCGAAGAGCUUGCGGAUGCUGUCAAAGUCACCAUGGGACCUAAGGGGCGUAAUGUGGUUAUUGAACAAAGCUUUGGGGCACCCAAAGUGACAAAAGAUGGUGUAACAGUUGCAAAAAGUAUAGAGUUCAAGGAUAAAGUCAAGAAUGUUGGUGCUAGCCUAGUGAAACAGGUUGCUAAUGCUACCAAUGAUGUAGCGGGUGAUGGUACAACACUUGCUACAAUCUUGACCAAGGCUAUUUAUACUGAAGGAUGCAAGUCAGUUGCUGCUGGGAUGAACGCAAUGGACCUGCGACGUGGUAUUACUUCGGCAGUUGAUUCUGUGGUAACAAACUUGAAGAGCAGAGCACGAAUGAUCAGCACUUCUGAAGAGAUAGCACAGGUUGGAACAAUAUCAGCGAAUGGAGAGAGAGAAAUUGGUGAGUUGAUUGCAAAGGCCAUGGAGAAGGUUGGAAAAGAGGGAGUAAUCACAAUCUCUGAUGGGAAAACAUUGUACAAUGAGUUGGAAGUUGUCGAGGGGAUGAAGCUGGACAGAGGCUACAUAUCCCCUUAUUUCAUCACCAACCAGAAAAAUCAGAAAUGUGAAUUGGAAGAUCCUCUAAUUCUAAUCCAUGAGAAGAAAAUCUCAAAUAUUAAUGCCGUGGUCAAAGUAUUGGAGUUGGCUGUGAAGAAGCAAAGGCCUUUGCUGAUUGUCGCAGAAGAUGUAGAGAGCGAUGCGCUGGCAACUCUUAUUCUAAAUAAGCUUCGUGCUGGUAUCAAGGUCUGUGCAAUCAAAGCCCCUGGUUUUGGUGAAAAUAGGAAAGCCGGUCUCCAGGAUCUUGCCGUUCUUACUGGGGGUUCUGUUAUUACUGAAGAGCUUGGUCUGAAUCUUGACAAAGUGGAAUUGGAUAUGCUCGGAAGUUGCAAAAAGGUCACAGUUUCAAAAGAUGACACUGUAAUUCUUGAUGGUGCUGGUGACAAGAAGGCCAUUGACGAAAGAUCUGAACAGAUUAGGUCGGCAAUUGAAUUAAGCACUUCCGACUAUGACAAGGAAAAGUUACAGGAGAGACUCGCAAAGCUUUCUGGUGGUGUUGCCGUUUUGAAGAUUGGAGGAGCUAGUGAAGCGGAAGUUAGUGAGAAGAAGGAUAGGGUUACCGAUGCCUUAAAUGCCACUAAGGCUGCCGUUGAAGAGGGUAUAGUACCAGGUGGUGGUGUUGCUCUUCUUUAUGCAUCUAAAGAGUUGGAAAAGCUCCGAACUGUUAAUUUUGAUCAGAAGGUUGGAGUUCAGAUUAUUCAGAAUGCUCUAAAGGCACCUGUUCAUACAAUUGCUUCUAACGCGGGAGUUGAGGGAGCUGUUGUUGUUGGUAAGCUAUUGGAGCAAGAUAACGCUGAUCUUGGCUAUGAUGCAGCCAAAGGUGAAUAUGUUGAUAUGAUUAAAGCUGGAAUAAUUGAUCCAUUGAAAGUAAUUAGAACUGCUUUAGUGGAUGCUGCAAGUGUGUCAUCUUUGCUCACGACUACUGAAGCUGUUGUAGUUGAGCUUCCCAGUGAAAAGGAGACCCCGGCUAUGGGUGGCGGUAUGGGUGGUGGCAUGGGUGGAAUGGAUUACUGAGGGCCUCCCUUUCCCACUCAUUUCACAACCCACCCUUUGACUUCACAAAAUCCACUUGCAAGAUGAGCA